AUGUUGAAAAGUAAAUAUAGCAAUGAUGAUAUCAGUGAUGAUGAUUAUGUAAGGGAGCGGCAAAUAUCUUUAAACUCAAGAACAACUCAUAUUCGGUAUGAAUCGAAUAAUAUUGUUAAAGGGAUUGAUAAUGAAAUUAAAAAAAAAAUAGAAGAAGGAAAAAUAUAUAUGGGUGAUAUAAGUCCUAUAAAAAAUGCAGAGAUUGAAGAGGCAUUUUUAAAAAGCUUAUAUGACAAUUCUAAAAAUUCAAAUAAUAAAAACAAUGAAAAAAUAAAUAAAUGUCUAAAUAAAGACAAGUUAAAAAAAAAAAAAAAUGGAGAUAAUGGGGCAUGUAAAAACCAGACUAUAAAAAAAUAUUUCGUUGAAAAGGCAGGGUUAAACAGUGAAGAAAAUAUAAGGAGCAAAGAAAAUAUAGAAAAUAUAAGGAGCAAAGAAAAUAUAGAAAAUAUAAGGAGCAAAGAAAAUAUAGAAAAUAUAAGGAGCAAAGAAAAUAUAGAAAAUAUAAGAAGCAAAGAAAAUAUAGAAAAUAUAAGGAGCAAAGAAAAUAUAGAAAAUAUAAGAAGCAAAGAAAAUAUAGAAAAAAAUGGGAUAAAAGAAAUAUACGAUUCAGAAACACCUUCGGAAUAUCAUUCUUCAUCCAAAAGCAAAUUUAUAAACACAUUUUUUAACAAAAAAUUUACAAAUAAUAUAUUUGAUAUUAAUUCAUAUUCAGAUAUGUUCGAAAAAGAAACAAUUAAAUAUAUAAAAGAAAAAGAACGUAAGUUAAGAAAAAAAAAAGCACACGCAAAUUUAGAAGCAUUAAGAUUACAAUAUAUACCGAUAAACAAUGAUAAGUUUGCAAAUAUUCCAAUUAGUAUAAGAGAAAACAUAUUAGCAUUAUUUGCAUGUAUAAUAAUAAAGCAUGUAGACACAUUUGAUGAUCAAGAUAUGCAAAAUAGUAUAGAGGAAUUGUCUAUAAAAUUUUUAAAACAAUUAUCUAAUUUGCUUGAAGUUGAUCCAUUAGCUUAUCAAUGUGUUAUAAAACCCUUUGAGCAACGAGAAAUUAUAAGAGAAAUUACAGGAAAUAAAAAAAUAUAUCAAUUAUAUGAAAAACCAUUUGUUGAUAAUUUAUUAAAAGAAAUAAAAGAAUUACAACCAGAUAUAAAUCGUAGAUUUAAAAAUGUAGUAGAUGAAUUAAAUAAUGAAAUGGAGUUUUGGCAAAAUGAUGAUGCAGUAAUAGAUUCUUCUACUCCUAAACAAUCUAAUAACAAUAUAAUUGAUGGAAAUGAAGAUAUUAAACAUUUUUAUGGACGUCAUAUUUUUGAAAAUAAAACACAUAGCGAUUGUAAUAGUGAUUAUUGUAGUAAUAAUAGUGAUAUAGAUAAUAUAUUUUGUAGAUAUAAUAAUAAUGAUUCAGAUUAUUUAGUUGGAAGUUUUGUAAAAAGAGAAAUAGAUGAAUCAUAUAAUGCCGAGGAAAUAAAUGACUAUUUUUCACUACCAACAAAUACUAAUGAAAAAAAUGAUAAUAUAAAUAGCCAUAAAAAAUUUGAUGACUAUAAUUUCAAAGAUUAUUCUAGUAAUAAUCAUAUUGAACCCAUGAAUAAUAUUAAACAGGAAAAAAAUUAUUAUUAUGGAAAAAUAAAUCAGAUAAAUCAAGAAACAUAUGUCCGUUAUGAUUUGAUUAACAAAAAGAAUUUUGACGAUGAUAACGAAAAAUCAGAUCAUUCAUUUAGCAAGUAUACUGUGAAAAAGCCGAAAGAAAACAUGACUAGCCAAGUUGUAAUACCAAAGGUUUAUUCUUCAAUUAAAGAAUCUAACCAUUCCGAAGAAAUAAAACCCACCACAAGCAGAUGCAACUCGGCAAAUAUAUCUGAUUCUGUGAAACGAAGUGAUAUUGAUGAUGGAUAUAACCGAGCAAGUAGCAAAUGCUCAGAAUAUAAAAACAUAAUUGAUGAAACAGAUUUGAAUAAAAGUGAUAAUGAUAUUUGUUUUGAUGAUCAAGAAAAAAAAAAAAAUUUAUGGGAUAAAGUUGGAGAUGCAGCACAUAAUAAAAAUGAAGAAUUAAAAAGUAUAAAUGGAAAUAUAACAGAUGAUAAGGAAUAUAUAAGAAGCAGCAUAAAACACGAAAUAUAUAAUAAUAAUAAUAUUAUAGAUAACGAUGAUAUUAUAGAAAUGAGAGAAAUAGAAGGCAGUGAUGUAUUAAAUAUUUCAAAAUUAAAUACAAAACAAUCUAAUAGUAGUAUAGAAACAAUAGGUGAUUUACAUGAAAAUGAUGUAAACCCACAAUUAAAUUGUGGAGUUCCAACAAAAGGACCAGAAGCCAAAUCUGUUAUUUUACGAGAUUUAUUCACAACAUAUAUUAUGACUGGAAAUAAUAAUGCUAGAAUACAAUUAUAUUUUCAUAAGUUUGCAAAAUGCUUAAAAAUUAAUGAAUUAUUAAUUUUAAGAAUCGAAGAAAAUUUAGCUUCUGAUUUAAUAAAUGCAUUACAACCAUCUACAAAUGAAUCUACAAAAAAUAAACAUAUUCGAAGAAUAAAAAUAGCAGCAGCAGCAUUAGGGGGUGGUGCAUUAGUAGCUUUUACAGCGGGUUUAGCUGCCCCGGGUAUCGUAGCAGGUUUAAUUGCACUCGGCGCAGGAGGAAGUGGAGUUACUACAUUUUUAUCAACUGCGGGUGGACUAGCUUUUAUCGUUUCACUAUUUGGUGCAGGUGGCGCAGGUUUAACUGGAUAUAAAUAUAGUAGAAGAAUUGCAAAUAUAAAAAUAUUUGAAUUUCUUAUGUUAAAUGGAAAUAUAUCAAAAUCUUUAAGUGUAUCUGUAUGUGUAAGUGGUGAAAUUCAAACAGAUGAUGAUAUUACAUUACCUUGGAUGAAUGCAUUCCCAAGCUGCUAUUGUGAUUUAUACGCAUUAAAAUGGGAAAAUAAUUUGUUAAAAACUUUAGGAUCAUUAAUUGAAACAAUGUUAUCACAAGAGUUUGCAAUAACAGCUAGUAAAAUUUGGCUACAGUACACCCUAGCUAGUACUUUGAGUGCAGCGUUAGCAUGGCCAUUAGCUUUAAUAAAAUAUGCAUCUAAUUUAGAUAAUGUUUAUUUAGUAAUAAGAGAAAGAGCACAACAAGCUGGGCGAAUAUUAGCAGAGGCACUUAGUGAUAAAAAUACGGUUGGACAGAGGCCAGUUAUAUUAAUUGGAUAUUCAGUUGGAGCUCGAGUUAUAUUUUAUUGUUUAAAAUAUUUAUAUUCUAAAAAAUUAUAUAACAUUGUAAGUAAUGCUAUUUUUAUAGGACUACCUGCAACGACAAGCACAAAAAUAUGGAGCCAAAUCCGAAUGACUGUGACAAAUCGAGUAAUUAACGUAUAUUCAAAAAAUGAUUGGUUAUUGGGAUUUUUAUAUAGAUACAUGGAAUGGAAAUUAAAUGUCGCGGGCUUAAUGCCUAUCAAUGAUCCUGGUAUUGAAAAUUAUGAUGCAAGUGGGAUUAUACACAGUCAUUUAGAUUAUAAAAGAAAGCUGAAAGAUAUUUUCAGCUUGAUUAAUUUUGAUAUGUAA
Molecule: messenger RNA, 3519 nt
Organism: Plasmodium berghei ANKA
Lineage: Eukaryota; Apicomplexa; Aconoidasida; Haemosporida; Plasmodiidae
Product: conserved protein, unknown function
Exons: 1
Coding region: 1-3519 (1172 amino acids)
Source: RefSeq, a predicted model, not a curated record